Messenger RNA from Acanthosepion pharaonis, 1338 nucleotides. NCBI's taxonomy places the organism in Eukaryota, Metazoa, Mollusca, Cephalopoda, Sepiida, Sepiidae. The record is from the annotation of a GenBank genome assembly.
AUGUACCUGACAGCGAUUGCCGACAAAUUAAAGCAAUCGCCGAAGUCCGCAUUUCUUUUUCUUUUUUUCACCUCUAAUAUAUUCCUCUUAAUCUCUUGGCCUCUUUUUCUUUCUUUCAAUGUUCACAGCCUCUUUUCUUCUUCCUACUCCUGCUUCUUUCUUUCUAUUCAUAGCCUCUCUUUCUCUUUACACAGUUCUUAUUUCGGCCUCUCGCUAAUAUUCACACUCUCUUUAUCUCUUCUUUCUUUCUUUUGUAUAUACUCACAGCCUCCCUUUCGCUUCUUUCUUUCUUUUGCUAAUAUUCCAAGCUUUUCUGUCUCUUUUUUCAUUCACGCUCUAAUAUUCACAACUUCUCUUCCUCUUCCUAUGUUUUCUACUUUCUUUCUCUCUCUAAUAUCUACAGUCUCUCCCCCCGUUCCUACCUUUACCGAUUGCCUUUUCUUUUCUCAAACAUUCACAGCCUCUGUUACGCUCCUCCUUAUUUUCUCUCUCUCUCUCUCUCCUAGCUCUUGUCCUUCGUUCCCUCUCUCUAAUAUUCAAAGCCUUCCUUCUUUACUUCAUCCUUUCUCUCUAAUAUUUACAGAUUCGAGGCUCCCCUUUCUCUCUUCCUAUCUUUCUUUCUUUCUUUCUUUUUCUCGCUCACUCUCUCUAAUAUUCACUGACUCUCUUCCUCUGACAACUUUUCCUACUCUCUAUUAUUCACACCUUUCUCUCUCUUCCUAUCUUUCUUUCUUUCUUUCUUUUUCUCGCUCACUCUCUCUAAUAUUCACUGACUCUCUUCCUCUGACUACUUUUCCUACUCCCUAUUAUUCACAGCCUCUCUCUCGCCCUUUCUCACUCUUCCUACAUUUCAUUCUUUCUUUCUCUCUAAUAUUCACCGCCUCUCUACAUCUCUCUAUCAUUGCUUCUCUCCCUUGCUCUAAUAUUCAAAGCCUCUCUUUUGCCCUCUUCUCCUUCUCUCUCAUAUUCGCAAUCUCUCAGCCUCUGUUUACCUUUCCCUCCCUCUAUGAAUCAAAGCCUUCUGUCUGCUUUUUCUUCUCUCCUUCUCUCUAUUCACAGCCACUCUUCCGCCUACCUUUCCUUCUCUCUAAUAUUCACAGCUUUUCUCUCUCUUCCUAUUUUUCCUUUUUCUUUCCCGCGCUCUCUAAGAUUCACAACCUCUCGUCUUCGACCUGUCUUCCCUUCUUUCUAAUAUUCAAAGCAUUUCUUUCUCUCUUCUUAUCUUUCCUUCUUUCUUUCUCUCUAAUAUUCACUGCCUCUCAGCAUCUAUCUUUCCUUUUUCCACUCUCCCUAAUACCCAAAGCCUCUCUUCUUCUGUCGACCUUUCCUUCUCUCUAA